GGGUUUUACACUCGACCUUCUUCCUCUGCAAACACACAGGAGUGAGUGACGAUCUCAAAGCAGAUAUCAGAAAUGAACAGUCUGCUCUUCAGGACUUCUUCCAAGAGACUCACUUCUCUUGUUUCUCUUACUACCUACAACUCACUCAAACAUCUUCUUGUCCCUUCAUCCACACCAUCAUCCCCUGCAAAUCACCAACAAUUACCUAAUCAAUCUCAAACGUUCCAUUCAAGUGCUGGUUUGAGGAGGAGUUUUCAUGGGUCUCGAUGGGUGAGUAUCAGGGCUUCCGAUGUGUCAACACAGUCUGCGGGAUAUGCGGUUGCCGCCGAUCCUUCAUACGAGGGGGACAGGGCUGCGUCUUCUGAUGGUCUUGAGAUCUCUAAGCUUGGGAUUUCUCAAGAGAUUGUUACUGCUCUAGCAAAAAAGGGUAUAACCAAGCUCUUUCCUAUUCAGAAAGCCGUGCUGGAGCCAGCCAUGCAGGGGCGUGACAUGAUUGGCCGUGCUAGGACUGGAACAGGGAAGACUCUUGCUUUUGGGAUCCCUAUCAUGGAUAAAAUUAUUCAAUACAAUGAGAAGAAUGGACGAGGAAGAAAUCCAUUGGCCAUUGUUUUGGCUCCUACUAGAGAGCUUGCUCGGCAAGUUGAAAAGGAAUUCUACGAGUCUGCUCCCAAUCUAGAUACUCUCUGUGUCUAUGGGGGCUCACCGAUUCAGCGCCAGAUGAGCACCCUUGAUCGUGGUGUUGAUGUGAUUGUAGGCACCCCUGGACGUGUUAUUGAUCUGCUUAAAAGAGGUGCUUUGAAUCUAUCAGAAGUUAAGUUUGCUGUUCUAGAUGAAGCUGAUCAGAUGCUCAAUGUUGGUUUUGCGGAUGAUGUUGAAACAAUCUUGGAAUAUUUGCCACGAGAACGUCAAACCAUGAUGUUUUCAGCAACCAUGCCGAGUUGGAUUGUAAAACUUACCACCAAGUACCUAAAGAAACCAUUAACUAUUGAUCUUGUGGGGGAUUCAGACCAAAAAUUGCCGGAUGGAAUUACACUGUUUUCUAUUUCAUCAGAAAUGCGUGACAGACCAUCAAUUAUUGGACCACUAAUAUCCGAGCAUGCAAAUGGUGGCAAAUGUAUAGUUUUCACCCAAACAAAGCGAGAUGCUGACCGGUUAGCAUAUGGUUUGCAGAAUAGCUUCAGAUGUGAAGCUUUGCAUGGAGACAUUUCACAAAAUCAAAGGGAGAGAACUCUUUCAGGCUUUAGAGAUGGCCGAUUCAAUGUUUUAGUAGCCACUGAUGUUGCUGCUCGUGGCCUUGACGUUCCUAAUGUUGAUCUGGUGAUACAUUAUGAGCUUCCUAACUCCUCUGAAAUAUUUGUUCACCGCUCCGGCCGCACUGGUCGUGCCGGCAAGAAAGGAAGGGCGAUACUAAUGCAUUCCUCUCAGCAGUGGAGAGAUGUGAAGGGAUAUGAGAGGGAAGUAGGAUGCAAAUUCUCUGAGCUUCCUCCAAUCGCUGUUGAUGCUGGAUCCAGAAUUGAAAUUGGUGGUGGUUUUGGUUCUUCUGGAGGUAGAUUUGGUGAUUCAGGAUUUGGUGGAUCUGGCGGCUUUGGUGGUAAUCGAACAGGUGGUUUUGGUUCAUAUGGGGCUUCAUCUUCUCGUGGUGGUGGUUUUGGUAGAUCUAGUUAUGGAGGAUCAGGUGGUGGGUUUAGAGGACCUAGCUCUGGACGUGCUAGUGGUUUUGGUGAGGACUCAAGUCGCCCUAGUGCUGGUCGUAGAAGUGGAUUUGGGGAAUUCGGUUCAGACCGUUCAAGUGGUUUUGGUGGAGGCCGUUCAAGUGGAUUUGGUUCAGACCGUUCAAGCGGAUUUGGUUCAGAUCGUUCAAGUGGAUUUGGCAGUCAGCGAUCAAGUGGGUCUGGCGGUGGUAGGUUUGGCGGCUUUGGAGGAGACACAGAUUUCUAAUCUGUUUGGAGUAGCAGGAGGAUGAGAAGGGAGGCAACUAUCAAUCUAAAUAGGGUGGAAAUGUGGGAGUAUUGAGUAAUCAAUAAUAACAGAAGAAAGAGGAGAUUUGGUUUUUGUUUUGCAAUAUUAUUGUUUAGUUGUCUUCUGCUAAAUAGAGGGUAUUAGUUUCUGGUGGUUGUUAAGCAUACGAGACCAUCUACGAGUAGGUGGAUCCUAACGAUAUGGUGAAGUAGACAAAUGAGGAACCUGUCUGUAAAUCUAGUAUUCUGGGCGAACAAUAAAUACACUUUAUAUCGAACCAUUCUUAUGAGUUUAUGUAAUGAGAAUGUGAAAGCUGAACACAACCUAACCGUGAAGGGUUGGUCGAUUUUUGUC
Molecule: messenger RNA, 2313 nt
Organism: Cynara cardunculus var. scolymus (artichoke)
Lineage: Eukaryota; Viridiplantae; Streptophyta; Magnoliopsida; Asterales; Asteraceae
Product: DEAD-box ATP-dependent RNA helicase 53, mitochondrial-like
Exons: 8
Coding region: 73-1938 (621 amino acids)
Molecular function (GO): nucleic acid binding; RNA helicase activity; ATP binding
Source: RefSeq, a predicted model, not a curated record